AUGAAAUGCAUAAUCGUCCGCCUCUUCGACUUGAUCCUCUCCAAAGGCGACUUUGGAGUAGUAGGCGAGAGCGAAACCCCCUUGUCCUUGGGCGACACCGGCGACAACAAGCCCAAGCCCCCCUUAUCCUUAGUAGACACCGGAGACAACAGUCCCCGGAAACCCCUCUCCUUGGGAGAAGGAGCAGCAGCAACAGGCGAGACCGUCUCGGGCAGCACAGGCAACGGCUGCACCGCCACCCGUCCCUCGACAAUCUUCACCUUCCGAACCGGCGCCGUGGGAGGCGGCGGGAACGACGGCCUCUGGGCGAACGACCCCAGCGGCUUGACGAACUCCCUCUGGUGCUCCGAGUCGGAGUCCGAAGAGGAGUAA
This is a messenger RNA of Colletotrichum aenigma, 372 nucleotides long. RefSeq lists its product as uncharacterized. NCBI's taxonomy places the organism in Eukaryota, Fungi, Ascomycota, Sordariomycetes, Glomerellales, Glomerellaceae. The record is from RefSeq and is a predicted model, not a curated record. The transcript has a single exon. Bases 1 to 372 code for a protein of 123 amino acids.